AAUACGAUGAAAGUACUAUUAAAAGAAGGUGGACGAGAAAUGGACGUAGCAGAAAGCUCUUUCAGAGAUAUUAUGAAAACUCAAUCAGCAGAUAUAGAAUCAAGCAUCGAAUACGUGCACAAAUCCACACCUAUUCAGAAUUUCUAUGACGAUCAAGCGGUUUUCAUAACUGGCGCAACUGGUUUUAUCGGAAAGUUAUUGAUCGAGAAAUUGUUAAGAGAAUGCCCUGGUAUCACCUGCAUUUAUCUUCUAAUAAGGACAAAAAAAGGAAAAAGCGUGCUUCAACGUACAAAGGAACUAAUAGAAGAUUCAUUCUUUGACACGUUGAGAGAGAAACAACCAACAUUCCAAAAUCGCAUAGUAACAAUCGAGGGCGAUACUAGCUUGCCAAAUCUCGGCAUCUCAAUGAUCGAUAGAGCUACACUUAUACGCGAAGUAUCAAUUGUUUUUAAUGUGGCCGCGACCGUUAAAUUCAAUGAAAAAAUUAAAUUGGCAACAGCUAUUAAUGUCCAAAGUCUGAGGGAUCUGAUAAAUCUGUCCAAAGAAAUGCCGAAACUGAAAAGUUUCAUACACGUAUCGACAGCUUAUGCCAAUUUAUUUCACAAUCCCAUCGAGGAGAAAUUUUAUGAACCACCGAUAGAUGAUGAUAUAUUGAUUAAUUUGAUAAACUCUAUGAGCGAGAGUUUCCUCGACGAUAUUACACCACUAUUACUUGGAAUAUGGCCAAAUACUUACGUGUAUACAAAAUCAGUCGCCGAAAAUCUUGUAAAAAAACAUGUCGACUCAAUACCGAUUGGAAUAUUUCGUCCAGGGAUAGUGAUGCCUACGUUCCGGGAACCUAUCCAGGGAUGGGUGAAUAACACAUAUGGAUUAAUAGGAAUUACAACAAAUGUUCUAAUGGGAUUAAUGCGAACUCAGCAUGGCGAUAGCUCUGUGAAACUGGACAUUGUAUUUGGAGACCUGACUGCCAAUGGGAUAAUCGCUAGUGCAUGGGACAUUGCAAGUAAUCCAAGAUCCAAAGAAGACUUUCCCAUAUACAAUUACGUAUCUAUAGAUAAUCCAAUCACUUUUGGCAAAUUUCUAGAAAUGAUACUUAAGUAUGGAGAAUUGAUACCGUCUGAAAAAGCAUUGUGGUGCCACAGCUUUAAAAUAAUAAAAUAUCGGCCGGUCCAUCUUUUCCACGUAUACUUUCUACAUUUAUUACCAGCUCUUAUAAUCGAUACGAUCGCAGUAUGUGUAGGUAAACAGCCAUGGUUACUUCAAAUAUAUAAAAGAAUUCACAAAAUGUCGGAUCUAGUUGCUUAUUUUUGUAUAGUUCAAUGCAACUUUACGAAUAAAAGAUGGAACGAAUUGAUGAGGAAGUUAACAUCUGAGGAUCGCAAAUUAUUUUUCUGUGAUAUGAAAGACAUCGUUUGGAGUAAUUAUUUUCCAAUAUAUAUUCUAGGGGUAAGAAAAUAUAUCUUAAAGGAUCCCAUUGAAACGCUUUCGCAAGGUCGUAUAAAAUGGCGAAGAUUUUAUUGGAUGGAUCGAGCACUGAAACUUGUUAUCGCCUGUGUCCUUAUCAUCGUAUGGGUUAUGACUUUCAGACUAUUUGUAACUUUCGAAUCUUCAUAAAAGUAGUAUAAUUAUCAAAGAAAGUGAAGAGAAGAAGAUAAUUAUUAUUUACGCUUUCGUACGAAUUAGUGAUUUCUCUUAUUUAUGGGAUUUAGAUUAAACGGGGCGAUGUUAAAGAAAAAGGGUUGAAAUACUAUCUUGGUGAAUUUUAUUUGUAAAAUUUUGGACAGAUUUGUUGUUGGAUUUUUUUGUUAUUUAUUAAGCUACUUAUUAC
Molecule: messenger RNA, 1828 nt
Organism: Vespula pensylvanica (western yellowjacket)
Lineage: Eukaryota; Metazoa; Arthropoda; Insecta; Hymenoptera; Vespidae
Product: fatty acyl-CoA reductase wat-like
Exons: 8
Coding region: 7-1614 (535 amino acids)
Biological process (GO): long-chain fatty-acyl-CoA metabolic process
Cellular component (GO): peroxisome
Molecular function (GO): alcohol-forming very long-chain fatty acyl-CoA reductase (NADP+) activity
Source: RefSeq, a predicted model, not a curated record